Molecule: messenger RNA, 3260 nt
Organism: Salvia miltiorrhiza (redroot sage)
Lineage: Eukaryota; Viridiplantae; Streptophyta; Magnoliopsida; Lamiales; Lamiaceae
Product: putative late blight resistance protein homolog R1B-14
Exons: 4
Coding region: 102-2678 (858 amino acids)
Biological process (GO): defense response to other organism
Molecular function (GO): ADP binding
Source: RefSeq, a predicted model, not a curated record
UCUACACAUAUUUAUCACCGAUUCAGAGAGUAAGUCAACCCUCUCUUUUUUCUCUCGUCACCACACAAAAUUUAAGAGCAAAACUCCGGCGAUCGCCCAGUAUGGCAGCGUAUGCCGCUCUUGCUUCCCUUUCUCAAACUACACAUCUUACUAUCAAUAAACACAAAUCUCACUUUUCUAUCGACGCGGGAGAAAAUAUUAGAUCCAUCCACGAGUACGUCAAUUUCUUGCUAUUGUUCCUCCAAGAUUUUCCAGAGAAAUCCAAGUGUUGGGAAGUCAAGAUGAGGGACGUAGCUCAUGAAGCUGAAGAUAUUAUCGAACUAUAUAUGUCCCAGCUGUCAUACUGUAGAUGGAUUAAGCCGUCAAACGUGAAAUUUGAAGACCAGCUCAGAAAUGUAACUCUAAAGUUAUGUUUGAUGGCUGGGGAUUUGAUAGACGAGGGACCUGCUCACUCACGUCUUGUUGUCUCAUCGUCAUCUUCAUCAAGAGCUGCAACUACUGGAAACAGUGCGGUGGUUGGUUUAGACGACGACGUUAUGGCAAUUAAGGAUCGGCUUUGUGGUUUGUCAUCCAAACUGCAAGUCAUCCCCAUAGUGGGUAUGGGUGGGAUAGGUAAGACUACUCUUGCUAGAAAUGUUUAUGAUGAUCUACUAGUUGUCGAGCAUUUUUACGUUCGUGUUUGGCUCACAGUAUCACAAGAUUACAGUGCGCGGAAAGUUCUUUUUGAUGUUCUAUAUUCAAUAAACUUGAUUGAACAAAGAAUGUGUUUGGGUGUUGAAGAUUCAAUGGAAUUGAGAGAAGAACAAAUGCGUAGAGAGGAGACUGAUUAUUCUACAAUGGCGGUGAAAGUGUACAAAAAAUUGAAGGGUAGGAGAUAUCUCAUUGUCAUGGAUGAUGUCUGGAGCACAAAGGUUUGGGAUGAUGUGAGGAAUAUAUUCCCGGAUGAUGGUAAUGGAAGUCGAAUCAUGUUAACCACAAGGCUACGGGAUAUAGCCACUUAUCCCGACUCUAAUAGUCCUCCUCAUGAGAUGAGGUUCAUGGAUGAUUCUCAAAGUUGGGAUUUGCUUAAGGGAAAGGUGUUUGCAAACUGCAAUUGCCCACCUGAGUUGGAACAUGUCGGGAAAGAGAUUGCAAGAAGCUGUGCAGGGCUACCCCUUGCUGUUGUCUUGGUUGCUGGAUUCCUGUCUGCAGUCAACAAGACUCAAUACUCUUGGGAGGAAAUUUCCAAAAAUGUAAAUCCAAGUGUUGGUGAAGAGCUAGAGAGGAUAUUAUCUUUGAGUUACACGCACUUGCCUCAUCAUUUGAGGCCGUGUUUUCUAUUUAUUGGAGUGUUUCCAGAAGAUGAAAUUAUUCGUGCUUCAAGACUUAUUAAAUUAUGGGUAGCUGAGGGUUUCUUGAAGCAUCAAAAUGGAUGCAGUAAAAGCUUGGAAGAGGAGGCAGAGGAGUAUUUGGAGGAUCUAGUCAAGAGGAAUCUUGUAACUGUGACAAGUAGGAAGAGUGAUGGUAAAAUCAAGUGUUGCAGCCUCCAUGAUAUGGUACGAGACUUGUGCAUAAGGAAAGCUCAUGAUGAGAGGUUUCUUCGUGUUGCGGAUAGUCGUGUUGUUCGACAAGGCAUGAUAAAUGAGCGACGCAUCAGUUUCAGGCUUUCUGAUAUAGAUGACUUCUGGUGUCCAACCAUCCGUACCAUGCUAUGCUUCGAACUCUGGAGUUUCCCUAGUUCGCCAGAGUUUCUACGACGUUUUAGAUUGCUUAGGAUAUUGGAUGCUGUGGGUGGCAACUCUAAAGACCUCCCUUCCCAAGUAUUUGAGUUGUUUCAUUUUAGAUAUCUUGCUUUAAAUUGUUCUUCCAGUAUUCCAUCAGCCAUAUCUAAUCUUCUGAAUCUUCAAACCUUAAUCAUUAUUCCAACCACUAACAGCUGGCAUAAAUUUAUUAGUGAUGAAGAUGUAUCUCAUUUCUCUUUGCCAUUGGAAAUUUGGAGGAUGCCUCAGUUAAGGCAUAUUGUCCUCUAUGAUCUUUAUAUGCUACCUCAUCCCCCAGAUGGAUCAAACCUUCCAUUAGUAAAUCUUCAAAGUCUUUCCUACAUAAUUGAUCUUGUAUGGACAGAAGAGAUUUUGCAAAUGAUUCCUAAUGUGAAAAGAUUGGGACUUGCGUAUAAAAGCAAUAAAGGGUAUCACCUCCAUCUUCUCAAGCAUCUGCAUCAACUUGAAAAGUUGGAACUCUAUGGGUUUUACGGUUUUCCUUGGGUGGAGCAUAACCUGAUAACUUUCCCUCGGACACUAAAAAAGUUGACGUUAGCGGCUAGGGGAUUUCCUUGGGAAUAUAUGAGUGUUGUUGGUUCGUUGCCUAAUCUACAAGUGCUUAAACUACGAGAUUAUGCUUGCGAUGGUGACACAUGGGAAACAGCUGAUGGAGAAUUUCCUCAGCUGAGGUUUUUGCUAAUUGAGGGUUCAGAUUUACAGCACUGGAUAACUGAGAGCAGUCACUUCCCAAGACUCCAGUGCCUAGUGCUUCAGUAUUGUUGGAAUUUGAGGGAGAUUCCAGAAUGUAUAGGAGAAAUUCCAACACUUGAACUUAUUGAAGUGGAUCAUUGUAACGAGGAUCUUGAGAAGUCAGCCAAGCAAAUAAAUGAGGAUCAACAGAGCUACGGAAAUAAUACUCUUCAUGUUCGAACUAUAUAGAAGUCUUUAUCACAAAAUUUUCUGACGCCGAGAACGCCAGGAAGAAGCUCCGCCUCUCCAAGGAUCAAUCCGCCAUUCUCGAGGAAAGCUUCAAAGAGCACUACAACUCAAUCAAAAGCAAACAAUGGCUCUGGCGAAGAGAUUGGGGCUGAGGCCUAGGCAGGUUGAAGUGUGGUUCCAAAACAGGAGAGCAAGUUGAGAUAAUGAAGAAAGCAUCUUGCACGAUUCGAUUGUCUAGUAACUCCUCAAGGCAUGUUGCUUUUAAGGUCAUCAGCAAGCCAUUGCAACCACACGCAUUCUUGAGAAGCAAGUGCCGAUGCUUUAUACUCCGCCUCCGUAGUUGAUAAGAAAACUGCAUCUUGUUUCUUGCUACACCACAUCUUGUUUCUUGCUACACCAGGAAAUACUUGUAUCUCUACAAAGAAAGACAUAACAACCUGUUGUUGAUUUCCUGUCAUCUAAAUCUCCUCCAUAAUUUGCAUCCGUAAAACCUGUUAAGGAUAUCUCAACAUUCUUCUUGAAGAAUAAGCCCAAAUCUGGAGUUGAGUUUAUAUACUUCAAAAUCCUUUUUGUAGCUUCCAA